Molecule: messenger RNA, 852 nt
Organism: Helianthus annuus (common sunflower)
Lineage: Eukaryota; Viridiplantae; Streptophyta; Magnoliopsida; Asterales; Asteraceae
Product: homeobox protein knotted-1-like 3
Exons: 5
Coding region: 1-852 (283 amino acids)
Cellular component (GO): nucleus
Molecular function (GO): protein binding; transcription corepressor activity; DNA binding
Source: RefSeq, a predicted model, not a curated record
AUGCAGGCUGUACUGUGGUAUACAGAUGCUUUAAAGUUGAAGACGACUCUCGAAGAACAUUCAUCAAUGAUCACGGAUGUGCGUUUCAGCCCAAGUAUGCCACACCUUGCCACGUCAUCUUUUGAUAAAACCGUCUAUGUCUGGGAUGCCGACAAUCCUGGUUUUUCUCUGCGUACCUUUAUGGGACAUUCUGCAUCUGUGAUGUCAUUGGAUUUCCACCCGAACAAAGACGACCUCCUCUGUUCGUGUGACGGGGAUGGGGAGAUACGCUGCUGGAGCGUAAAUAAUGGUAGUUGCACUCGUGUAUUCAAGGUGGAUAAUAAUGGGGUAGGUGAGCUAGGAGAUAGUGAGGUAGGUGGCUGCGACGGUGGCGGUGAAGCGGCUGUAAACUGGCAAAAUGCUCGAUACAAAGCCGAGGUACUGUCACACUCGCUUUACGUGCAGUUGUCGGCUCACGUGUCUUGUUUGCGAAUUGCGACUCCCGUGGAUCAGCUUCCUAGGAUCGAUGCACAGCUGGCGCAGUCGCAGCAUGUUGUCGCGAAGUAUUCGGGUCUCGGUGGGCAGGGUGGUAUUCUUGGUGAUGAUAAGGAGCUUGAUCAAUUCAUGGUACGAGUAAAAGAUUGCGAGUUUACUCAUUAUGUUUUGUUGCUUUGUUCUUUUAAAGAGAAACUGCAACAACAUGUUUGUGUUCACGCUAUGGAAGCUGUUAUCGCGUGUUGGGAGAUCGAGCAGUCGCUACAGAGCUUGACAGGUUUUGUGGCUUUGUUGGUUUGGAUUUCGGAUGCAGGAAUCAACCAAGCUAUGGCCAGAGAGUUACAAAAACUCAAGGAUAUGAUAUCCAGUGUCCCAUGA